Trichoderma reesei QM6a is the source of this 1677-nucleotide messenger RNA. RefSeq lists its product as uncharacterized. Gene Ontology annotation, biological process: maturation of LSU-rRNA from tricistronic rRNA transcript (SSU-rRNA, 5.8S rRNA, LSU-rRNA). Gene Ontology annotation, molecular function: nucleic acid binding; ATP binding; RNA helicase activity. Bases 1 to 1677 code for a protein of 558 amino acids. Gene Ontology annotation, cellular component: nucleolus. Lineage: Eukaryota; Fungi; Ascomycota; Sordariomycetes; Hypocreales; Hypocreaceae. The record is from RefSeq and is a predicted model, not a curated record. The transcript is spliced from 6 exons.
AUGGACGCCGCCACACUGAACAACAAGCGCAAGCGGAAGCAGGGCGAUGCCGCUGCCGACGGAACCAAAAAGUCAAAGAAGCUCAAGAAUCCUCCCCCGGCAGAGGUCGAGCCCGAAGAGGAGGAUGAAGUAGAGGCGGAAGAGGACGCAGAAGACCAGACCGCAACCAGAAACGGCGAUGGAGAUGUCAUACCCACCCAGUCUGCGCCCAUAGUAUCGACAAUGGCAGACUCGCAGAAGUUUGAGGACCUCAAGCUGUCCGAGAAGACGAUGAAGGCGAUCCAGGAGAUGGGCUUUACCAAGAUGACCAACAUUCAGCGCAGUGCCAUCCCCCCUCUCCUUGCCGGCAAGGACGUCCUCGGUGCGGCCAAGACGGGUUCCGGAAAGACGCUCGCCUUCUUGAUCCCCGCGAUCGAGAUCCUCAGCUCCCUGCGAUUCAAGCCGCGAAACGGCACCGGCGUCAUCGUCGUGUCCCCGACCCGAGAACUCGCGCUCCAGAUCUUUGGCGUUGCGCGCGAGCUGAUGAAGUACCACUCACAGACCUACGGCAUUGUCAUUGGCGGAGCGAACCGAAGGGCAGAGGUUGAGAAGUUGACCAAGGGUGUCAAUUUGUUGAUUGCGACUCCCGGCCGAUUGCUCGAUCAUCUGUUGAAUACCCAGUUUGUUUUCAAGAACCUCAAGUCGCUGAUCAUCGACGAGGCGGACCGUAUUCUGGAAGUUGGUUUCGAGGAUGAAAUGCGGCAGAUUGUCAAGGUCUUGUCCAACGAGGACCGCCAGACUAUGCUGUUUUCCGCGACACAAACAACCAAAGUUGAGGAUCUGGCCCGAAUCUCCCUGCGACCCGGCCCGCUAUACAUCAACGUCGACCAGGAGCAGCAGCACAGCACCGUCGACGGCCUGGAGCAGGGCUACGUCCUAUGCGAGGGCGACGAGCGCUUCCUCCUGCUCUUCUCCUUCCUGCGGAAAAUGCAGGCCAAGAAGAAGAAGGUGAUUGUCUUCUUCAGCAGCUGCAACAGCGUCAAGUACUACGCCGAGCUGCUCAACUACAUUGACUGCCCGGUGCUGGACCUGCACGGCAAGCAGAAGCAGCAGAAGCGGACCAAUACCUUUUUCGAGUUUAGCAAUGCGCCGCACGGCAUCCUGAUCUGUACCGAUGUGGCGGCUCGCGGUUUGGAUAUUCCCGCCGUCGACUUCAUUGUCCAGUUUGACCCUCCGGACAACACCCGCGACUACAUCCACCGCGUGGGCCGAACUGCCCGAGGUGCCAAUGGCAAGGGACGAAGUCUGCUCUUCCUUCAGCCCAACGAAGUCGGCUUCCUGUCCUACCUCAAGGCCGCCCGCGUGCCCGUCGUCGAGUUCGAGUUUCCGCGCAAGAAGAUUAUCAACGUGCAGUCCCAGCUGGAGAAGCUCAUCGGCAAGAACUACUACCUGCAGCAGAGCGCCAAGGAGGCCUUCAAGUCGUAUCUGCACGCCUACGCCAGCCACAGCCUGCGCUCCGUCUACGACGUGCAGAAGCUGGACCUGGCCAAGAUUGCAAAGAGCUUUGGCUUCCCCACGCCGCCGCGGGUGGACAUUACGCUGGGCGCGAGCAUGGGACGGGACAAGGUGCAGGGGAGGAGGGCGUAUGGCAGCCAGCCGAAGCAGGUUGGCAAGUACAAGCGGGACAAGCGGAAUUGA